Neoarthrinium moseri is the source of this 1296-nucleotide messenger RNA. RefSeq lists its product as uncharacterized. The record is from RefSeq and is a predicted model, not a curated record. The coding region runs from base 1 to 1296 and encodes 431 amino acids. The transcript has 3 exons. Gene Ontology annotation, biological process: fatty acid beta-oxidation. Gene Ontology annotation, molecular function: acetyl-CoA C-acetyltransferase activity. NCBI's taxonomy places the organism in Eukaryota, Fungi, Ascomycota, Sordariomycetes, Amphisphaeriales, Apiosporaceae.
AUGGUUCUACAACUCGCAAGACCAGCUGCCCGGGCGGCCCUGCGCAAUGGGCCUCGGCAUUGCUCGGCACGCCACUUCUCAGCACAGGCAGCUCUGAGGCAGGAAAUCCGAGAUGCGUAUAUUCUGAGUGCUUCGAGGACACCGACGGCAAAGUUCAAUGGCUCUUUCCUGUCGGUAUCGGCGCCCAAGCUUGGUGCCGUGGCGAUCAAGUCCGCCCUCGAAAAGUCCAAAGUCCCAGUCGAGAAGAUUACGGAUGUGUACAUGGGGAAUGUGUUACAAGGGAACGUCGGGCAGGCCCCGGCCAGGCAAGCGGUAAUCUUUGCCGGCCUUCCGUCCACCGUAGAGGCCAUCACCAUUAACAAAGUAUGCGCAUCGGGUCUCAAAUCCGUCAUCCUCGCCGCACAGAACAUCCAGCUCGGCCUGAGCGAGGCCCAGAUUGCAGGUGGAAUGGAAAACAUGUCACAAGUACCCUACUAUGUCCCGCGAGCGAGCAGCCUGCCACCCUUUGGCCACAUCAAGAUGGAGGAUGGACUCCUCAAGGACGGCUUGACCGACGUCUACGACCAGUUCCACAUGGGUAUCUGCGCCGAGACGACGGCCAAGAAGCACGAGAUCACUCGUGAGAUGCAGGACGAAUAUGCGAUCCAGUCGUACCAGCGGGCACAAGCCGCCUGGAAGGAUAAGGCGUUUGCGGAUGAAAUUGUACCUGUGACCGUCAAGGGCAGGAAGGGCGACACCAUCAUUGAUACCGACGAGGGCUACCUCGACGUCAAGCUGGAAAAGGUGCCCACACUAAAACCCGCGUUCAUCCGCGACGGUACCGGCACCGUAACGGCUGCCAACUCCUCGACUCUGAACGACGGCGCCAGUGCUCUGGUUCUGGGCAGCAAGGCCAUUGCGCAGCAGUACGGCGCCGGGUCGAGGGUUCUGGCGAGAAUCUGCGGUUCUGCCGAUGCGGCUAUCAACCCUGUUGACUUCCCGGUCGCUCCGGCCAAGGCCGUGCCCAUCGCUUUGGAGCGCGCAGGCAUUACCAAGGACCAGGUUGCAGUAUGGGAGUUCAACGAGGCGUUCGCCGCCGUCAUCAAGGCCAACGAGAAGAUCCUCGGCCUGGAAAAUGCUCGGGUCAACCCCUUGGGAGGUGCCAUUUCGCUAGGCCACGCCUUGGGUAGCUCUGGCUCGCGUAUCUUGACCACGCUGCUUCACCAACUCAAGCCCGGCGAGUACGGUGUUGCUGCCAUUUGCAACGGAGGUGGUGCUGCGACGGCGCUGGUGGUACAGCGUGUCGAGUCUGUAUGA